AUGUGUUUAUUUCUCUUGCUGGUGCUCUGCACACUAAAUGCCUUCUACAAUCAAGUGAAAAUUACAGGCUGCAACACAACGAUUACACAGAGCAACUACAUGCAGCACCUACCUUCCCUCAUCCUUUUGACCCUGGCGGGGUUGUGUCUUUCAGCAGCUCUCCCACCAACAGCUGCUCCAAUUUUCACUAAGCCGUUCGUGGUCAUAUGGAACGCUCCCAUCUACAGAUGCAACGAACUGCAGGUCUCCCUGGACUUGGGUGUGUUUCAGACCAUCACCACACCAGCCAAAGUCCCGAAUCAAACAUUGACUCUUUUCUACAAAAAUCGAUUAGGGAGAUUUCCUUAUACAGAUCUUAAAACUCUGACACAGUACAAUGGAGGCAUUCCCCAGAAAGGAGACCUAAAUGCCAGUCUGCAGAAAGCCAAAAAAGAGUUCAACCAGUAUGUUCCAUCAUCUGUACCUGGUCUGGCUGUGCUUGACUGGGAGGAGUGGUUUCCUUUGUUUGACAGAAAUUCAGAUUUAAGAGAGAUCUAUAAAUCACUGUCCAUAAACUACACCCUUCAGCAGAAUCCAUCCCUUACAAGCAAACAAGUUACACUGAACGCCAAGGAACAAUUUGAUAAAGCUGCCAGAAGUUUCAUGGAAGAAACAUUAAAGUUAGGAAUCUCACAAAGACCAAAUUUCCUCUGGGGCUAUUAUUUGUAUCCUGACUGCUACAACUAUGAUUUUGAGCAACCAAACUAUACAGGUAGAUGCUCUGAGACAACAACACAGCUGAAUAAUGAACUUCACUGGCUGUGGAAGGCAAGCACUGCCUUCUUUCCAUCAGCAUACCUGCCUGCUUCUAUAAGUACAACCCAGAAAACAGUGCUCUUCAUCCGAAAUCAGGUUCUAGAGGCUAUGAGAGUGGCAGAUUUGCCUCAGCAGCCCUACACUACUCCUAUUUAUUUGUACCUGCGACCUCUUUUGCAAGGGCAGAAGGAGCAAUACAUGAAAGAGGUUGACCUGAUUUGGAGUAUUGGCGAGAGUGCAGCUCUGGGGGCUGCUGGAUGUGUGUUAUGGGGAUCUAGUUAUGAUUUUAAUAACAAGGCAUCAUGUGAAGCCCUUUCUACCUACAUGUCUAACACACUAAAUAAAUACAUCAUCAACGUUACAACUGCGACGGAACUGUGUAGUGACCUGCUGUGUCAAGGGAAUGGGCGCUGUGUCCGUAAAAGCUAUGACUCAGAUGACUACCUACACCUCAACAUAAAAAGCUUUAAUAUACAGAAGAUUGAUGGGAUGUAUAAAGUCUUUGGGAAAGUUUCUAACGCUGACCUCACUGCCUGGGCUGACAAGUUUACCUGUCAGUGCUACGAGGACAAGAAAUGCAGAGCUCAAAUUCCCUCUGGAUUUGAGAAUAGGGAGAGAAGUGUCACUGGCCUCCUGACAAACAGAUUCAGAUUCAUAGUGUCAGAAAACGGAGGUGUCUUUAUGGAGGAAAAACACAGACCCAAACGCAGCGAUAGCUAA
This is a messenger RNA of Tachysurus fulvidraco (yellow catfish), 1515 nucleotides long. Its product is annotated as hyaluronidase PH-20-like. The coding region runs from base 1 to 1515 and encodes 504 amino acids. Gene Ontology annotation, cellular component: acrosomal vesicle. Gene Ontology annotation, molecular function: hyalurononglucosaminidase activity. The record is from RefSeq and is a predicted model, not a curated record. NCBI's taxonomy places the organism in Eukaryota, Metazoa, Chordata, Actinopteri, Siluriformes, Bagridae. The transcript has 5 exons. Gene Ontology annotation, biological process: carbohydrate metabolic process; hyaluronan catabolic process.